Molecule: messenger RNA, 4343 nt
Organism: Salvelinus fontinalis (brook trout)
Lineage: Eukaryota; Metazoa; Chordata; Actinopteri; Salmoniformes; Salmonidae
Product: macoilin-1-like
Exons: 11
Coding region: 163-2211 (682 amino acids)
Biological process (GO): neuronal signal transduction
Cellular component (GO): rough endoplasmic reticulum membrane
Source: RefSeq, a predicted model, not a curated record
GGGAGGGCCCACGAUACAGUGUUUUUAUUUCUUGCUUUGUUUCACGUCCAGAAAAUAACAGCAAUGGUGGAUAUUUGAAGAAAUGUCCAUAUCAGAUCGUUCGUGUGACAUUUUCGUAAUAAUUACCGGAUUGAUAUCAGAGCCAAAUCCACAGGAGGGAGGAUGAAGCGGCGCAAUGCGGACUGCAGCAAGCUCCGACGGCCUUUAAAACGGAACCGAAUCACCGAGGGUAUAUAUAGCAGUACCUUCCUGUAUCUGAAGUUUCUGGUGGUGUGGGUGCUGGUGCUGCUGGCAGACUUUGUGUUGGAGUUCAGGUUUGAGUACCUGUGGCCCUUCUGGCUAUUCAUACGCAGUGUCUACGACUCCUUCAGAUACCAGGGGCUGGCGUUCUCAGUGUUCUUUGUGUGUGUGGCGUUUACGUCUGACAUCAUCUGCCUCCUCUUUAUCCCUGUCCAAUGGCUGUUCUUCGCUGCCAGCACCUACGUCUGGGUCCAGUACGUCUGGCACACAGAGAGAGGAGUGUGUCUACCCACCGUAUCGCUAUGGAUACUGUUUGUGUACAUGGAAGCUGCCAUCCGCUUCAAGGACCUGAAGAACUUCCAUGUGGACCUGUGUCGGCCCUUCGCUGCUCACUGUAUUGGCUACCCGGUGGUGACUCUGGGCUUUGGCUUUAAGAGCUACGUCAGCUACAAGAUGAGACUGAGGAAACAGAAAGAGGUGCAAAAGGAGAAUGAGUUCUACAUGCAGCUCCUACAGCAGGCUCUGCCCCCAGAGCAACAGAUGCUACAGAGACAGGAGAGAGAGGCAGAGGAGGCGGCCAUGGCUAAAGGUGUGUCAUCAGAGGUGGACCCUACCCCGCCGGUUUCCCAAAACGGGUCAACUCCCGGCAAGAAGACCCCCGUUAACGCUUCUGUUCCCUUACCGGAACUGGAGUACCGGGAGAAAGGGAGAGACGGCAACAGCAAGGAACGGGAGGGCAAACAACAACACACAAUAGGAAUCAACAACAACAGUAUCCUCCACACACUGGACUCCACAUUACAGGAGACAGAGUAUAUGGAGAACACGGGGGGGAAGAGACUGAACAACGACCUCAGAGGAGGAGAGAUCACGGGCAACACACACACUCCUAAAGAGGAGGUGGGGGGAACAGCGGGAGGGGGAGGGAAGAACUACAAAAACGCCAGCGGAGGUGGUGUGGCCACCAACUCCUCCCCUCGGAAUCAUAGCGCCACCAAUGGGACCGUGCCGUCGUCUGGCUCGUCCAAUAAGAACGAGAAAAAGACAAAGUCUGCGGGGAAAGGAGGAGCCAAUCAGAAGGAUCCCGUGGAGAACUGCAUUCCCAACAAUCAACUGGGCAAGCCGGACGCUCUCGUGCGGUUGGAGCAGGAUGUGAAACGGCUGAAGGCAGACCUGCAGGCGAGCCGUCAGUUGGAGUCAGAUUUACGUUCUCAUCUCUCCUCGCUGACCAGCCAGGACAGGAGUCUGCGCUCAGAGCUGGGCCAGCUGCGACAAGACAACGAGAUGCUGCAGAACAAUGCUGACCAGGCCAAGCAAAAGGACAAGCAGACCAUCUCCCAGCUAGAGAAAAGGCUGAAGGCAGAGCAGGAGGCGCGGGCGCUGGCGGAGAAACAGCUGGCUGACGAGAGGAAGAGGAAGAAGAUGGAGGAAGCCACCGCAGCUCGGGCUGUAGCACUAGCCGCAGCCUCCAGGGGGGAGUGUACUGAGUCCCUGCGUGGACGGAUCAGAGAGUUGGAGACGGAGUGUAAGAAACUCGGCAUCGACAUGAAACUCAAAGAAGAGCACAUUAGAGAGCUGGAGGGGAAAUGCCAGGAGCUGCGUAAGUACAAGGAGAAUGAGAAGGACAUGGAGGUGUUGAUGUCAGCUCUGUCGGCCAUGCAGGAUAAAACUCAGCACCUGGAGAACAGCCUGUCUGCUGAGACCAGGAUUAAACUAGACCUCUUCUCUGCCCUGGGGGACGCCAAGAGACAGCUGGAGAUCGCACAAGGUCAGAUCCACCAGAGAGACCAGGAGAUAGCAGAGUUGAAGCAGAAGAUAGCUGAAGUGAUGGCUGUGAUGCCCAGUAUCUCCUACAGCAACGACAGCAGCAGCCUCAGCCCCGUCACGCCACACUACUCCUCCAAGUUCAUGGACAAUAGUCCCUCUUCUCUGGAUCCCAACGCUUCUGUCUACCAGCCACUCAAAAAGUGACAGUAGCACACACAUUUAAUACACACUAACACACUUACUCACAAGGCAGCAUACAUAGUUCCAUACACACAUUUUCAUACAUACAAAGAGAAACACUUUUGGUCAUGUUUUUAGUUGUGUUUUUUAGGAAGUGAUAGGAAAUGUUCUCGGAGGUGUCUAGUACUAGCCUCUCAAAAUGGGACACACCAGACCCAAUUGGUCAUGGGUUUGUUCCCAUGGCGACGCUCUGUUUUUGGAACAGAUGGAGAGGUUGUUUUGGCGUGUUGUGUAAAAGGACAGUAGGGAAGAUGUUUGACGUUUUAGGGAUUGAGCCAUUCUGAUUUAACUGGUAAGAGAGACAUAAAGGGACAUCAGGUUGACAAGGACUGUGUCCAAAAUAACACCCGAUUCCCUAUAUUGACCCGGGCCCAGUGGGAGUUCUCUGAGGGGAGAUGGAGGCAGAUGAGGACUGGCUGGUUAGUUGAUAUGAAUGUUUAGAAAGACUCAUUGUGUUGCUCAGUCACUCUUUCAGUGAUUCAUGCUCUCUCUUCUCCCUCCGUUCUAGUUCUAGUUUUUGACUCGGUGUAUUGCCAAACUUCUCUUGGGUUUUAAAUGAGACAAUGGAAACAUUUCAAUUGUUAAAAUGGUACCUUCUGUGAGUUUGAUUAUGAAUGUAAAGUACUUUGUUCAUGUUUUGGUAUUAUUGCCCUGAAGUAUGAUUUUUUUGUUUUUUAAAACGACACAUUUCAGUUUAGUUAUGAUGACAAUGGUAAUAUCAUCAUAACUAAAUGUACAGAUCGCCAAUUUGUACAUUACUCCAUUUUGAAAAGUGGAACUGACUCCAAACAGCAUCCGGGAUUAUCAAUGAACUCAAACACUCCUGAUUUGUGGCGUUAACUCAAACACUCUGGUCAAGAAAUCCAUAAAUCUCUCAAAAUAGGAUUGUCAAUAAAUAUGACCUGGUACUGUCUAGAGGUUAAGCUAUGUCAUCUGUUUGCUGUGAAACGUACAUAAACCUGUCUCUCCUUUUGGACCAAAUUACAAUCUGUUGUUAGGUCGUAUAACUAAAAACCUACUGGAUUUAAUGAUGUCUAGGUAACUGAUGUUUUACCUGUUGUUCAUUUCACUGUGCCUUGCAAUUCCAUUUUUUAUUUUUAAGUAGUCAGUAUAAUGGGUUACUUUGUCAAUCUUGAUUUAGGACCCUCCCUCCAGGCUGUGUCUCAAUAACGUGAUCUUUCUGGCAAAUGGAAGCAACAUAUGGUGAAAGCUUAUCCAGGCCUCUCACCUAUCAUGAAGGAAGGAAGCCAGUCCCCCUAUCUCACACCAUCUCCCAUGCAGCCCCAGUCUCCCUUUUCUAUUAGGUCCCGUUCUCUGAUACAACACUGACCCAAGUAAACAAUGGAUUUGGUUCAUCCCAUUUUGUAUAGGGAGUAGGAACGACCCUGUCCGCCAAAACAGCUAUUAACUAUGUCUAGAGCCUAAAGUUUUACCUGGCCAGCCCAAGUGGUCAGUAGAACAAACACCAGGCCUUUAUGUUCAAUACUACGGUAGCCCAGAGUGGACAUCUAUCUGUUUACAACCAGGGUUGGGGUCAAUUCCAUUUAAAUUCCAGUCAAUUCAGGAAGUACACUGACAUUCCAAAUGUACCUUUUUUUUAAAUAAGGGAAAAUGUGGAAUUGGAAUUUGGUUAACUCUCUUGAAUUGAAAUGGAAUUGACCCCCGAACCCUGUUUACAACCAUGUACAUUAUUACAUAGCGAUUUAAAUGUUCUCGUAUUUCAGUUCAAAGUGCCACGUUUUUGGUGUUUUCUUAAUACCAGCUCCCUCUCCAUUCGUUUAGAUUGAUGUAUCUCCAGCUCGCUUUAGGUUUUGAUCAAGGCAUCAGAACAUGGCCACACAUUGUUGUGCUCAUGUAUUUGACAUGUAGUGUUAUGUUGUUUUUUUGACAUUCAUUGAAAGCAAGUAGAGUGGAUUGGUUAGAUUUGACUCAAUCACUGCACUAUUUUUGUGCUUAUUUAUAUGUUGCAGCCAUUUUUUUUCUUCUUCUCUUAUUAAGUAUUAUGUUUGGAUUUCUCGCAAUCUCUGUGUAGAAUGAGUCCAGAUCUGUUUCUGCUCACGCCAACUCCUUAUGGAAUUUUCACCCCCCCCCCCCCC